UAUAGGCAACUAAGAUAACACCGAACGCGCAAUACAAUUUUUUAUAUAUUCAUUAUAAGUUUUAAAAUAUGAACGUCUUAAUAAGAUCAUUCAGUAUAAAACAGUAUUAAUUAAUAUUGUAUAAUAAUUUUUUAAUUUAAAAAGUUACAUUAAUAUCCCAAAGAACUGGUAAAAACAUGCAAUGAGGACAAAUAUCAGUUCAAAAUAAAUUUUAAAAAUAAAUAAUCUUGAAGUUAUUUAAUUAGGACUGUUAAUUUUCAUAUAUUUUUAUUAAACGAAAUUUAAAUCACAUAAAUAAUAUAAUUUUUAAAUUAUUGUACCUUUGUUGUAUAAGUUAUUAAGAAUAAUCAGAAAAAGCAAUAAAAAAUAAUUAACAAGGAACAUAUGAAAUCUAAAAUCAUGAUAAAUUUGUGGAAUACAUCUUAAACAGAAAAAGCUGUACAAGUAAAGAAUCCACUACAUAAAAGUCUAAUAAUAAUAAAUAAUUUAAUAAUUAUAUUAGCAGCAAAUUAUAUAACAAGUUGAAAUAAAUUUAAUUAUUACCAUUAUAACGAAAAUUAUCAUAAUAACACACAGUAAAAAAACGCUUUACAUAAAAACAUUUCAGUACAUUAAUUUUUAUAGAUACGUUAAUAAAUGCGGUCACGCACUGUACCCCGGCUAACUUGCGACAAUUUCGUUGCUUAUCCCCGUAAAAUAUGCCACAUUAAAAUAAUGCGCUCAAAAAUUAGCCGCAUUUUUACAGCGCCAUGAAUUAUUCUAAACCUCGAACUGUGCCAACGGUUUUCAUCGAAGACAUGUCACAUCAAAAUGUUCGAAAUCGAUUUAUUAAAAAGAAGGCACGCCGGCAGAAAAGUCAGAUGUGUAAUUACAGGGAGUCGGACGUCCGUUCGAUAAUAAACGGGGCUUCAAUAAAUUAUCCCCGCAUCGGGUUAUUCUAAUUGAACGGCGUCGGAUUUGAGACGUGGGAGGACGUGCACGUCACGUCGAAGAUGCUACGUGGUCAAUUUUUGUUUGUCUUCAUCACCAACACAUUUUUUAUUCGACGGUCUAAUGUGUUAUUCAUAAAAUAAACGAAAUUUUGUUGCCAGGCAGAAAAAAAUGGCCACAGUUUUUUACGUUUCUAGAACAAGAUGCGACAUUUUCCGCUCUGGUAACCGUCGCAAUUUCAUCUGAAGCGAUAAAAGCAUUGUGCACUCAUUUACUUAUUUCAUAUGUAUCCAACCGCCGUGCACGUGAACUUAAUUUUCCUUUUAUCAUGCUCAAGACUUUGGUGGCGUUGUGCUUGUUCCUAUGUGCCCACUCCGGUCAGACCAGGAGGUCCUGGGACAAGCCCCAGGAGUCCCAAGUCAAGAGCCCCAGGUUUAUCAACAUCUACACCAACCACGACGACUUCAAGGAGGUGCUGCAACACUACACCGACCUACGGAGCCAAAACGAUGGUACCUUACUUCAGGAUGAACCAGUUGAGCCAGAACUGGAGGACACAAUAGACAGAAGGGACGAUUUUAAUCCUGAAGACAACUUGGAGUCGGAGUUUGGAGACAUAGUUGACCUAAAACCCAGCGACCUAAUGGUGAUCAACACCAACAAGUACGUGGUCCAAAAACCUCCAAGUUUCUACGAAAAUUACUACGGUGGCAAAAACGAUUUGACCAACUUCAACGUGGACAGCAUCGCCUACGACGACGACGACGGCAACGAACCCAACAAAGUCCCAGUAACCAUCCACGUGGACCGAAGACCAAAGUUCAAAACCCAAAAGUACAACUUCACAGAACCGAGCCGCCACACGAGGUUCUCCUACGUGCAAAAGCUCCCCAAACCACCAACACCGACAACGACCAGCACCUACAGCCUGGAGGAAAUCAACAACGAGACCAAAGUACAGAUCAACGACAUGCUCAGGAACUACCUGAACAAGCUGUACAUGCAAAAGUACAACACCACGACCAAGUUCUACGCCAACUCCAACGUGCACAAGGUCCCAAAGAACGACGACGCGUCGAACAAGAGCAAGUUCUUCGACGAGGCCAUAUCCGGCUUCAAGAACAAGACCAUGAAGAUCGCCAACAAGUUCUUCAGCUUGUUCCAGGUCGUCCAGUUCUCCAACUCCAAGUGCACGGCCACCGGCGCCUCCGGAGACUACCAGGGGACCUGCUACCACGCGACGGACUGCAGCAAGUUGAACGGCACCGCCAUGGGCAACUGUGCCAACGGAUAUGGCGUGUGCUGCGUCUUCAGAAACACCUGUGGAGGAAGCUCCAACCAAAACUGCACCUACUUCGAAAGCCCCAACUACCCCAACUACUACCCCUCCAACGGAACAGACGUGGUGAUACCCACAACCCAGCCUCCACCUGUUACACCGGAUCCAAGGCUGAAAUUCUACCUAAACGGUCGCAGAUUGGCUCGCCAGCAGGACGACACCCUGUCCUGCAUCAUGAGCAUCUACAAGCAAAACCCCAACAUCACCCAGAUGCGCAUCGACUUCAUCGAUUUGGAACUGAGGAGUCCAACCAACGGUAACUGUGUCAUGGAAAGGUUGGUGAUCACAGGCCAAAACCUCAACGACCAGAUCCCGGUGAUCUGUGGCUACAACACAGGACAACACAUGUACGUGGACGUGUCCAUGCUCUCAGGACCUCUACAGUUGUCCGUCCUAUCCUCGAUGGUGUCCAGGAAGCGUUGGAAGAUCAGGAUUUGCCAGUUCGCCAACACCUGCACCAACUUCAACUGUUUGCAGUACUUCACCGGUACGUCAGGAGUGCUGACCUCCUUCAAUUACGACCAGGCUGCGAUGUUCAACAGAAGCUCCCCACAAUACAUGAACAACCUAAACUACGCCAUGUGCAUCAGGAAGGAGGCUGGGUACUGCUCCAUCACUUACACUAACGUCAUGAAUGGUGUUGAAUAUCCAUUUCAGUUCAACAACUUAGAUGACAAUGGUACCAGAACAGUACCGGCAGGACAAGCUGGUGCAGACGUCAUAAACUGCCCUGACGACUACAUCAUAUUGGACGGAUCCAGGCUGUGUGGUGACAAACUGAAUGACGGUUCCGUCAAUGAUAAUUUUUCACAAAAUGCCCCAGUAACAGACACCAGCGCCGGACCAAUUGUAAUACCUGUAAGAACUGAUUCCAGCGUUACAGGAUUGGGUUUCAAGAUUUUUUACAUGCAAAAUCGUUGUUCUACUCAGUAAAUUAUUCAUAAAAAAUAUUUAUAAUUGAUGUAAUUAUUUAAUUGUUAAAAUAGCAGGGUAUUUAUUUACGAAAUUUUAAUGAAUUUUAAAAUUUGGGCUGUUAAAAUAUUUAUUGUUCAAAAAAGUGAUUGUUUAUAUUUUUAUUUAUUUGUAUUUAUUUUGG
Aethina tumida (small hive beetle) is the source of this 3365-nucleotide messenger RNA. RefSeq lists its product as uncharacterized. The transcript has 7 exons. The coding region runs from base 1259 to 3202 and encodes 647 amino acids. Lineage: Eukaryota; Metazoa; Arthropoda; Insecta; Coleoptera; Nitidulidae. The record is from RefSeq and is a predicted model, not a curated record.